AUGCCGUGUGUCACGCUCGCGGUAACCGAUGCAGAUGUAGGUGCAUUCCAGCACCGCUACUACUUCAAGAAGCAUGGCGCCCAGCUUCCACCAAAGGUGUGGAAGGAGUUCCGGGGCAUGAAUAUGCAGGUUCGCCUGAACCAGGGCGACGUGCAUGCACGAUCCUUCUAUCAAGUGCGCCUUCAGGAUGACGGGACCCCUACGCCGAAGAACAUCCACAACACGCUCGUCCUUGGAGGCAGCUUGCCUGAUCCUCGAAACGACAGCGCCUUGAGCGAGUUUGGGACGACGAAUGCCGAUGGCUUUCAGGUUGCCUUCGUGGACAACAGGGAAAGCAAUGAUUUCCAAGGCAAGAUGCCGUACUCCAGCUGUUAUGCCAUGGCGGGGAGAGAUGUGGACAUCGCGGACGCUGUCAAGUUUUUGGUCAGCUGCAAGGCACCCUACAACCACAAGGAAAACAUCGAGAACUUGUGCGGAGCGGGUCGCAGUAAGGGCCAAGGCAAGGGCAAGGGCAGACGCCGCCCUGCACCGUACUGA
This is a messenger RNA of Symbiodinium sp. CCMP2456, 537 nucleotides long. The record is from the annotation of a GenBank genome assembly. Lineage: Eukaryota; Dinophyceae; Suessiales; Symbiodiniaceae.